ACAUCGUCCGAUUUGUCGGGGCGUGCAUUGAGCCGCCCCACCAGUGCAUCAUCACCGAGUACUGCCCCAAGGGAAGUCUGCAGGACGUGCUGGAGAACGACGAGAUCAAGCUCGACUGGAUGUUCAGAUACUCAAUCAUGCAGGACAUUGUCCGGGGCAUGGCGUACCUUCACAGCAGUGAGAUCAAAUCCCACGGGAACCUCAAGUCAACCAACUGUGUGGUGGACAGCAGGUUUGUGGUCAAGAUCACAGACUUCGGUCUGCACCAUCUGAGGAAGACAGACGAUGAACAGGAAGACGAGAGCUUCGCUGCCUUUCAGCGUAUGCUAUGGACGGCGCCAGAACUCCUCAGAAUGCAGCAGAGACCAAGGGAGGGCACCCAGAAAGGGGAUGUGUACAGUUUUGCCAUUAUCUGCCAGGAGAUUGUGUACAGAAACGGAGUAUUUUUCGUACAGAACAUUGACCUAAGUCCAAAAGAAACGGUUGACAAGGUAAAGAAUGGCAUCAAGCCGUACUUCAGACCAACUUUAGAAACUUUCGACUGCCCAACGGAUGAACUGGCAGGUGUGGUUAAAAAAUGUUGGGCGGAAGACCCGGUGGAUAGGCCAGAUUUUCAGAUGCUCAAAGGCCAAAUUAGAAAAUUAAACAGGGACGGGGAUAAGGGUAACAUCCUGGACAACCUCCUCUCUAGGAUGGAGCAGUACGCCAACAACCUGGAGGCCCUGGUGGCCGAGAGGACGUCGGACUACCUGGAGGAGAAGCGGAAAGCGGAGGAUCUUCUGUACAGCAUGUUGCCCAGACAAGUGGCAAGUCAGCUGAUCAAGGGCGAGACGGUAAUGGCUGAGACCUACGAACAAGUGACUAUUUAUUUCUCUGAUAUUUGCGGCUUCACGGCUCUAUCGGCUGACAGCACGGCUAUGCAGGUGGUCGACCUGUUAAACGAUCUGUACACGGCAUUCGACACCGUGGUCUCAAGAUUUGACGUCUAUAAGGUUGAAACGAUAGGUGACGCCUACAUGGUGGUGUCCGGUCUACCCAACAGAAACGGGAAUCUCCACGCUAGAGAAAUAGCUCGGAUGUCUCUGGCACUCUUGAAGGAAACGUACGGCAUUAAAGUCCGGCACAGGCCUGACUAUCAGCUCAAACUUAGGAUUGGAAUUCAUUCAGGCUCCGUGUGUGCUGGUGUUGUUGGGCUAAAGAUGCCCAGGUAUUGUUUGUUUGGGGACACGGUCAACACGUCAUCACGGAUGGAGUCAAACGGGGAAGCUCUGAAGAUUCACGUCAGUCCUGAUACAAAAGCCAUCCUCGACACUUUUGGAACUUUUAUUCUAGAACUCAGAGGGGAUGUAGAAAUGAAGGUAUAG
This is a messenger RNA of Physella acuta, 1364 nucleotides long. Its product is annotated as atrial natriuretic peptide receptor 2-like. Gene Ontology annotation, molecular function: protein tyrosine kinase activity; guanylate cyclase activity; adenylate cyclase activity. Gene Ontology annotation, biological process: protein phosphorylation; cGMP biosynthetic process; receptor guanylyl cyclase signaling pathway. Gene Ontology annotation, cellular component: plasma membrane. The record is from RefSeq and is a predicted model, not a curated record. Lineage: Eukaryota; Metazoa; Mollusca; Gastropoda; Physidae.